This is a messenger RNA of Varroa destructor (honeybee mite), 650 nucleotides long. RefSeq names its product ribosomal protein S12 (gene RpS12). Lineage: Eukaryota; Metazoa; Arthropoda; Arachnida; Mesostigmata; Varroidae. Gene Ontology annotation, biological process: translation. Gene Ontology annotation, molecular function: structural constituent of ribosome. Gene Ontology annotation, cellular component: ribosome. The record is from RefSeq and is a predicted model, not a curated record.
UUCGAAACCACUCAUGUUUCCUCUUUUUGUGAAACCCUCGAUUGCAUGAGGCCGCUUUUUUUACAUCCAAAGAAAUCCGGCGAGGACAGAAUCCGAUUGGAGCUAUGGAACCGGUUGAGCAGAUGGAUGUUACUCAGGCCCUCCAAGAAGUGCUAAGGAUUGCCAACCACCGCCGUGGAUUAGCUAAAGGUCUUCAUGAGGUCGCUAAAGUCCUUGGAGAAGGUAAGGCUCACUUAUGCGUACUCGCGCAGAAUUGCGAUGAGUCUAUGUACAGAAAGCUUGUUGAGGCUCUCUGCGCUGAACGUGGCAUCCGCCUUUUCCAAGUGGAUUCGAACAAAAAGCUUGGCGAAUGGGUCGGUCUCUGCAAAUUCGACAAGGAGGGCAAAGCGCGCAAGGUUGUAGGCUGCUCAUGCAUUGCUGUUAAGGAAUAUGGUGAAGAGACGCAGGCACACGAUAUCCUUACGGAGUACUUCAGAAAGCAAAAGUCUUGAACGACGAGGAGCACUUCGAAGGUUUUAAUCUUACUGUCCCGACUGCGAGCCCAUUCCAUCAACAGCCACCUCAGCAGCUAAUGGUGACCUUUGGAUAGACUUGGGAACACGCCCAUCAGAAUUUAAAAUAAACAGGUUCUGAUGUAGGCCAUCAAUGAG